Sinocyclocheilus grahami is the source of this 1550-nucleotide messenger RNA. RefSeq names its product G-protein coupled receptor 26-like. NCBI's taxonomy places the organism in Eukaryota, Metazoa, Chordata, Actinopteri, Cypriniformes, Cyprinidae. The coding region runs from base 324 to 1364 and encodes 346 amino acids. Gene Ontology annotation, molecular function: G protein-coupled receptor activity. The record is from RefSeq and is a predicted model, not a curated record. The transcript is spliced from 3 exons. Gene Ontology annotation, biological process: adenylate cyclase-activating G protein-coupled receptor signaling pathway. Gene Ontology annotation, cellular component: membrane.
GCACCGACUGCGCUCUCUCUCUCUUCACCUUCUACUGUCGAACGUGUUGUAUUACGGUGCCUAAUUUAAAAUCAUACAAAGAUUAAGAUUUUAACUCCGUAGAUGCGGACGACGGGAUUCAGUUCAAUUGAGGUGAUGAUAAUCAAGUCCGUUAAAGGUCUUUUCAGCACACUGGACAGCACUCCUCGACAAUGACCGAUACUUAACGGCGUUCAUUUUUACCAAAGCAGAAUGGAAAGCAGCAUUGGUGAGCCACCGAGGACCCAAAGAGAGAUCACGGACAAAAACUCACAACAAAGCAGCUAUUGACAUUGGACAGGAACAUGAACUUGUUGGAUAUAUUUCUAGAGUCGCUCAUCGUUGUGAUUGCAGUUGUGUCACUCGUGGCGAACUUGCUAGUGUUACUAUGUUUCACCUGCAGCGCACAAGUUCGUUCACAGGUGCCGGGGAUCUUCAUCAUGAACCUCUCAUUCUGCAACAUCUUCAUCGCUGUUCUCAACAUGCCUUCUACCCUACUUGGGGUCGUAAAACACCAAAAGCCUUUUGGCGACCACUUUUGUUAUACAGUGAGUUUUAUGGAUACUUUCCUGACUACCAACACAAUGUUGAGCAUGGCAGCUCUCAGCAUUGACCGCUGGAUAGCCGUGGUUUUCCCUUUGACUUAUUCCAGCAAAAUGAGACUCAAGAAUGCCGCACUAAUGGUCAGCUAUGCUUGGCUUCACUCGCUCGCAUUCUCGCUCACUAGUGUCCUGCUGUCCUGGGUCGACUACAGUCCCGCGUACGCGUCAUGCACCUUGCACCUGAGAGAAGAUGCUGAGAGCCGUGUUCACUUCAUGGUGUUCACCGCGGUGUUCCACGCAUGUACUUUCGCCCUCUCGCUUUUCAUCCUUUGCUUUACCUACCUGAAAGUGCUACAAGUGGCGCGCUUCCAUUGUAAGAGGAUAGAUGUUAUAACGGUGCAGACGCUUUUACUACUUGUCGACAUUCACCCAAGUGUGAAACAACGGUGCUUACUGGAGCAGAGGAAAAGGAGACAGAGGGCCACCAAGAAAAUCGGCAUAUUCAUCGGGUCGUUCGUCCUGUGCUUCGCCCCCUAUGUCAUAACACGAAUGACUGAACUGUCUCCUUCAGUAAAAAUCGACCAUUAUUGGGGGAUCAUGAGCAAGUGCUUAGUGUACAGCAAAGCUGCCUCUGACCCUUUCGUCUACUCCCUCUUACGGCAACAAUAUAAAAAGGCCCUUUUUGGAGUUUGCAACAGGAUUUUGGGACGGAACACACUUUCUGGUCACAGCAGUCCCUCAUGCAUGGAAAAUGAAUGCUACUCACAAAGGGUUAACAAGCUGAUGGAAGAUAACUGUCACUAGAGCAGGUGAAAAAGGCUGACAACUGACACCUUCAGAAAUAUGUGCUCAGCAGUGGUUUGGUUAGUCAGUGGCUAAAUGGCACACCAAACUGCCUAUAAUUUCUGAAAUAAUGGCUUACAGUGUGUCAUUUCUCUCUGUUAAAACCUUAUAAAGUUCAAAACGUUUGCCAAUCACUGGAUCACCAUG